Molecule: messenger RNA, 420 nt
Organism: Spirometra erinaceieuropaei
Lineage: Eukaryota; Metazoa; Platyhelminthes; Cestoda; Diphyllobothriidea; Diphyllobothriidae
Source: the annotation of a GenBank genome assembly
AUGGAAAAGAACAAUGCCCUGGGCAUCCCGCCUUCCAUCUCAGAUAUAAUCAAGGCUGUACUCCAGAUUUCCAACAGGACAGCACCGGGAUCGGACGCAAUGCCGGACGAAAUACAAAUGGACGGCAGUCCUCGGCUGAUGGAUAAAUUGACCUCACUCUUUCAGGAACUGUCGCGAACAGGACAAUUCCAGCCCGACUUCAAAUACGCAACCACCGUCCAUCUCUACAAGCGCAAAGGGAACCGGCAACUCUGUGAUAACCAGAGGCAUCUCAUCACUCAAAAUCGCCGGAGAGAUCCCCACUCGCGUUCACCUCAGCCGUCAACCCCGCACGUGGAGCAGGGACUUCUCCAAGAAAGCCAGCAUGCUUUUCGUAGUAGCCGCAGAACCACUGACACGGCAUCUGCAGCCAAGAGAUGA